CAUUAUCUUACAGAAGAUAAGACAAUUUUGGUAAAAUUUGUCAUAAUUCAUAUUUUUGGACGACCUACAACUGGCAAGGCAAUGCCAUUGUUUCAAGUUUUGAUAUUCCUCGGCUUUUGUUUUUAUAACCCAGCGCUAGCAGCUUAUUGCCAUGGAAAGCCUGAUCCAAAUGCCCAGCAGAACUUGAACCCAAUAUUUCAUGGAGAACCGAGAUUUGUACGACAAGUCAAGAAUGGUAAACUUUACGUUGCCGGGGAAGCACAGGAUGCAUUCAAUGUUGUCCAUCUUUGGGGUACCCCGUAUGAAAUGGGUUAUGCUCAUGGAUCAUUGGCGAAAGAAGAGGCAUAUCAGUUCAUAAAUUCUGUGUGGAACUACCUUGAACUACAAGUGACUGAGGCUAUAAAUGGUACAGUGAGCAUCUUUAAGCCUUGGUUCCUGAAGGAUGUGGCUGACAAAGGCCUAGAUGUGGCACUUGACCUUGAGAUAGAUGUUACCAGACCUUACACAGGGGAGUAUUUCUUCGAAGAGGCGAAGGGGCUGGCUGAUGCCACCGGCCUGAAUUACAUGAUGAUACUCAGAAUUCACAUGAUUGGCGAGUUAACGAAAGGAGAUUGUUCAAUGAUGGGGGCCUGGGGUUCUGCUCUGAAACAGCCUGGUUCUUUACUGCAGUUACGUGCUCUGGACUGGAAUACAGAUGGUCCCUUCAAAGAUUUCCCUCAAGUGACAGUAUACCACCCCUCAGACCCUAAAUAUGGACACGCCUUUGCUAAUAUCGGAUGGACGGGUUGGUUCGGAUCUAUCACAGGUUUUAACUCCAAGCAGAUGGCUAUAUCAGAGAUUGGUGUCUCCUUCCCAGACGCAUCAUUCAAGUCCGAAUCAAGAUUCGGUAUUCCAUUUACGUACAUCUUACGUGACGUGCUACAAUUUGACAAUUCUCUCGCUGAUGCCAUGAAAAGAAUGCAGCAUGCACACAGAACAUGUAACCUCAUUCUAGGUGUUGGAGACGGUAAAACCUCCCAGUUCCGUGGUAUCCAAUACUCCGCGUCGGUAGCAAAUUUCUACACUGAUACUGAUAUGCAGCCUGAAGCCUCGUGGCAUCCGAAGAUAAAAGACAUUGUUUAUUAUGGAAUGGAUUGGCUAUGUCCAGGUUUCAGCGAGGUUUUAGCUCGUCAGUUAACGAAGCAUCACGGUAACCUUUCACCAGAUGUCGUCAUUCGUGACGUUGUAUCUAUCGAACAGUCCGGAAGUCUUCACAUUGCGGUGUAUGACCUCACAAAUAAACAAGUCUACAUCGCAAAUGCAAGAGGGACGUACGAAUCAGGACCACUUGAUGCGUAUGAUCGAACGUUUGUUCAGCUAAAUACAACUGCGCUUUUUGCAGUACAGCAACCCAAUGCAGACAAAUAGACCGGUCAGAUGGUGCACUUUGUAAAACCAUAAAUUGAAUCUAAUAAACAUAUCAUUUGUGUAA
Mercenaria mercenaria is the source of this 1471-nucleotide messenger RNA. RefSeq names its product protein dcd1B-like. The record is from RefSeq and is a predicted model, not a curated record. The coding region runs from base 82 to 1407 and encodes 441 amino acids. NCBI's taxonomy places the organism in Eukaryota, Metazoa, Mollusca, Bivalvia, Venerida, Veneridae. The transcript is spliced from 13 exons.